Penicillium soppii is the source of this 612-nucleotide messenger RNA. RefSeq lists its product as uncharacterized. The record is from RefSeq and is a predicted model, not a curated record. Lineage: Eukaryota; Fungi; Ascomycota; Eurotiomycetes; Eurotiales; Aspergillaceae. Bases 1 to 612 code for a protein of 203 amino acids. The transcript has a single exon.
AUGGCACCUGCUUUACGUGAGGUAACCCAGACAGUCACUGAACAGUACACUACUUACGUGACCAUCGUGACGCUGGGGAAUUUCAAAGCCUGGCCAACAUCCAACUUUGUAACACUCACGGGGGUUGAGGUGGACCCUUCUGCGACAGCUGUCGCGUCUGAUACAGCAGACACUCCAGCGUGGAGCUAUUCUGCAGGUACAAGCGGCGGGCUAUCGAGCGGGGCCAAGGGUGCGAUCGCCGGUUCAAUUUUGGGUACCGCAUUUCUGUUGUUACUGUUGUAUUGUUGGUGUCAACGUCCUCCACGAACCCGAUUCACACAUCAUCGUCGACGCCAAUUUGUUAAGAUGGCACCACCAGAACCACCCCAAGAGCCUACAGAUACACCGGAGGGGGAAGUACCGAAGCGCCCAAAGAAGAAGAAGACAGUGACUAUAGCACCCGAGCCUCCCAAAGAACCGAAAGAUCCGAAAGAUCCGAAGCGACAUCAUCGACAGGGCUUCUCUCCCGUUGUCAAGUUCACCACCGACAUGACCUCGAAGACUACAAUUGAUAUAAGAGAAAGCAAAAGGGAAACCCGAUGCCUUUCAUCAUUCGGCCAUUGGAGAGAGUAA